This is a messenger RNA of Tetranychus urticae (two-spotted spider mite), 372 nucleotides long. RefSeq names its product pyruvate kinase PKM-like. Lineage: Eukaryota; Metazoa; Arthropoda; Arachnida; Trombidiformes; Tetranychidae. The record is from RefSeq and is a predicted model, not a curated record. Gene Ontology annotation, biological process: glycolytic process. Gene Ontology annotation, molecular function: potassium ion binding; pyruvate kinase activity; magnesium ion binding.
AUGAAUAUUGCUCGAAUGAAUUUCUCUCAUGGAACUUAUGACUAUCAUCAAGGAACCAUUGACAAUGUUAGAGAAGCUGUUAGGCAAUUGAGUGCUGAAUAUGGAGUUGGUGAACAUCCUGUUGGAAUUGCUUUGGAUACUAAGGGACCUGAGAUCAGAACUACUCUAUUAGCUGGCGGUCCUUCUGCUGAAGUUGAAUUAGUUCGAGGAGCUACCAUCAAAGUCACUACUAAAGAUAAAUACAUCGAUAAAUGCUCUGCUGAAAUUUUACACUUGGACUAUAAAAAUAUAGUCAAAGUUGUUUCUCCUCAUUUCGCCAAGACAUUAAAAUUAUCUCUAAAAUUAAAAACCCGGAAGGUGUUAAAAAGAUAA